Mercenaria mercenaria is the source of this 858-nucleotide messenger RNA. RefSeq lists its product as uncharacterized. The record is from RefSeq and is a predicted model, not a curated record. The transcript has a single exon. Lineage: Eukaryota; Metazoa; Mollusca; Bivalvia; Venerida; Veneridae. The coding region runs from base 1 to 858 and encodes 285 amino acids.
AUGAGCAGUACAGUGAGAAUUAUGAGAAGUGCAGUGAGUACUAUGAGCAGUACAGUGAGUACUAUGAGCAGUACAGUGAGAACUAUGAGCAGUGCAGUGAGUACUAUGAGCAGUACAGUGAGUACUAUGAGCAGUACAGUGAGAACUAUGAGCAGUACAGUGAGAACUAUGAGCAGUGCAUUGAGUACUAUGAGCAGUACAGUGAGUACUAUGAGCAGUACAAUGAGAAUUAUGAGCAGUACAGUGAGAAUUAUGAGCAGUGCAGUGAGUACUAUGAGCAGUACAGUGAGUACUAUGAGCAGUGCAGUGAGAAUUAUGAGCAAUACAGUGAGAAUUAUGAGCAAUACAGUGAGAACUAUGAGCAUUACAGUGAGAAUUAUGAGCAGUGCAUUGAGAACUAUAAGCCAUACAGUGAGAACUAUGAGCAGUACAGUGAGAACUAUUGGCAGUACAGUGGGAACUAUGAGCAGUACAGUGAGUGCUAUGAACAGUGCAGUGAGUACUAUGAACAGUACAGUGAGAACUAUGAGCAGUACAGUGAGAACUAUGAGCAGUACAGUGAGAACUAUGAGCAGUACAGUGAGAACUAUGAGCAGUACAGUGAGAACUAUGGGCGGUACAGUGAGUACUGUGAGCAGUACAGUGAGAACUGUGAGCAGUACAGUGAGAACUAUGAGCAGUGCAGUGAGUACUAUGAGCAGUGCAGUGAGUACUAUGAGCAGUACAGUGAGUACUAUGAGCAGUACAGUGAGUACUAUGAGCAGUACAGUGAGUACUAUGAGCAGUACAGUGAGAACUGUGAGCAGUACAGUGAGAAUUAUGAACAGUACAGUGAGUACUAUGAGCAGUACAGUGUGA